This is a messenger RNA of Drosophila guanche, 501 nucleotides long. RefSeq names its product endocuticle structural glycoprotein SgAbd-3 (gene Cpr49Af). The record is from RefSeq and is a predicted model, not a curated record. The transcript is spliced from 2 exons. Gene Ontology annotation, molecular function: structural constituent of chitin-based larval cuticle. Gene Ontology annotation, cellular component: chitin-based extracellular matrix. Lineage: Eukaryota; Metazoa; Arthropoda; Insecta; Diptera; Drosophilidae. Bases 43 to 426 code for a protein of 127 amino acids.
UUGGACGUUGCUUGGACUGUUUUAAGACUAUUUUGUUUGACAAUGAGAACUCUGCUGCUCUGUUCUGCUCUGUUCGUGGUGGCUGCUUGGGCUGCGGACACGAGUGACCUGAUCUCCCAGGAAUCAAAUGUGGAGUACAACGGCAAAUAUCACUAUCACUAUGAACUCGCCGAUGGCUCCAAGGCCACACAGGACGGCCUCCUGAAGGCGGUGAAUGCCGAGCACGAUGGCGAAGCGGUCCAUGGCAAAUACUCGUUUGUGUCCGACGACGGCCAGACCUAUGUGGUGUCCUACACCGCCGACGAGAAUGGAUAUCACGCGGUGGGCGAUCACCUGCCCACCCCACCGCCCACGCCCCCGUCCGUUCUAAGGACUCUGGAGUACCUCAAGCUGCACCCCUACACUCCCCCCGAGAAGCAGCACUGAGGAUCCGCCAAAAACAAAGCACAAAUGUGAUUAGAACCAAAAGAACUGAGAACAAUUAAACAAUACAAUGAUCAA